Eruca vesicaria subsp. sativa (arugula) is the source of this 456-nucleotide messenger RNA. NCBI's taxonomy places the organism in Eukaryota, Viridiplantae, Streptophyta, Magnoliopsida, Brassicales, Brassicaceae. The record is from the annotation of a GenBank genome assembly.
AUGGUGUUAGCUGCUCCUCCAGCUAAGUUCGAGAAACUUUACCGCUCAAGGUGGCUAUCGAUCAUUGUGUCAACGACGGAGAAGUCACAAGACUCAAGCUUUGACAAUUUCUCUGGCGAGACACCGAUUCGUGUCCACAAGAAUCUUGGAGAUAAGGGUUUGGAAUGCAGAUGUUUGGGCAACUCAUGGAGGUCUUGGAAUCAUUUGCUCUUUUCACUGCAUGCUUCUUACAAAAAUUUCAAGAUUGAUGCUUGUGAAGUUCCGACAACAACUGACCUAAGCAAGUGGAGUGGAGACGAGAGAUUCUGGUGGUGGAAUGAGCGAACUGUGUCUGAGCUAAGUUUUCAUCACCUUAUUUGGGUUCGAGCUAAUCAUAUGAUUAUUGCUUUGAUGCUACGAUGUUUCUUCUUAAGUCAAAUCUUCUCUUUAACUUGUUCGACAAAAUAUUGUGAUUAA